Messenger RNA from Acaulospora morrowiae, 879 nucleotides. NCBI's taxonomy places the organism in Eukaryota, Fungi, Glomeromycota, Glomeromycetes, Diversisporales, Acaulosporaceae. The record is from the annotation of a GenBank genome assembly.
AUGUCUUUAACUAUUGGAACAAGCAUGCAUGGAACCAAAAAACAAGGAUCUACAAAUGCCACAAUGUCCACUGUAAGAUCUACCUUCGAAGAUCAAUUAGCGCUUUUGCAAGAGAAUUCGCAGGUUUCCGAAAAACAUCGUCAAAACUGGGCCCGGCCGAGUGUACCCAAUAUAGAUCCAGAAGUUGAUUCAAUAAUAUUUCAGCAAUUUGAGGUUGACGAGAGUAUUGAUUAUACAUCCCCAACAAAAUCGCCAAUGAUUCGCAUGUUUGGCAUCACAGAGACAGGAAAUAGCGUCUUAUGCGAUGUCAAAGGAUUUUUGCCUUACUUCUAUGUUCCAGCUCCCAUUGGAUUUAAGAAUGACGAUGUUACGGACUUUCAAUCAGACCUUGAGUUUGCACUACAAAAGGAGUUUAAUUCACAUGGAAGGCAGCUGAUAGUUAAAGUUGAGAUCAAUCUCAAAGAGACUAUACAAGGCUACCAUGGAAAUAACAAAAGCCCUUUUAUAAAGCCCUUUGACUACUGUGUACGUAUCAUCGAAGCAGGAAAUUUUAAAUUCAAAGAAAGACAUUUGGGUCAAGCGACAUUUGAAAGUAAUAUAGUAUAUGUAUUACGGUAUAUGAUUGAUUGCAAGGUUACCGGGGGUAAUUGGAUUGAACUGCCUCCAAAAAGUUAUCGUAUUAAACAAAAAUCAGAACAAGUUUCACAUUGUCAAAUAGAAUUAGUCACCCGUUAUGAUCAAUUUAUAAGUCAUGCACCUGAUGGAGAAUGGUCAAAAGUUGCACCUGUUCGUAUUUUGAGUUUUGAUAUCGAAUGCGCUGGACGCAAAGGAAUAUUUCCCGAAGCAAAAGUUGAUCCGGUUAUACAGAUUGCAAAUAUG